This is a messenger RNA of Alternaria arbusti, 2025 nucleotides long. RefSeq lists its product as uncharacterized. The coding region runs from base 1 to 2025 and encodes 674 amino acids. Gene Ontology annotation, biological process: silent mating-type cassette heterochromatin formation. The record is from RefSeq and is a predicted model, not a curated record. NCBI's taxonomy places the organism in Eukaryota, Fungi, Ascomycota, Dothideomycetes, Pleosporales, Pleosporaceae. Gene Ontology annotation, cellular component: SHREC complex; rDNA heterochromatin. The transcript is spliced from 2 exons.
AUGUCACCCCGCGUAACCGUCCGCCUCGUCCCCGGUUGCUCUGACGGUGAUCCUCUCCAUGUCCCGCCUCCAGGAGCUCAUACUCAACUCGAUCCACCGACUCUGUACCUGGAAAAGAUCGGUCAACAAUGGAUGGAGAGUCGAGGUGAGGCUAAGCCCGGUGUACAGUACUCGCUGGAAGGUCUUCCCUUUGGUUAUACUCUCUGGCAUCGCCCGCGACCAUCCAAACCGAGCCAUUUCGACAAGUAUCUAUAUGGCCAUCCCGGAAAGAAGGCAUUCGACUCGCCGAAUCGAUUCUUUCCCCAUUUUCUGCAUCUGAUGAACAACAAUGGCAACAGCAUAGGCUGCCCAUGUACUCUCUGCAGUGGCAGUGCAGGCGUUCUUCCGAAAACCUCAGCCAACAGCUCCCAGCACAAAGGUCGGCCAAAGAAGAUAACUCCGGGUCUCGACACGACGAACGUGGACAGUGAGGGCACUCCCGACGUCUACAGGAAUCUCAUCGACAAGCUUCGCCGGCAUCGCGAUGUGGACGAACCCAUACUUGAGCCCUUAAGUCCAGACUGGCGCGCUGAACAAGAACACCUUCCGAAAUUUCUCGACGAUAUAAAGACACAAGACCAGUGGGUCCCGCGAACUGGAGACCUUGUGCUGUAUAUACGCAACAUGCCCGACACCGUUGAAUUGGGGCGAGACAACACCACCGGAGAGCUUCAGUUGUACGAUGAGCGGCGCAAGCAGCAUCUCGGUGUUCCCCAAUGGGCGGCAGGCCUCGUCACCGAGCCGGCUACUGGUACCACGGUCUCCGAGCUCGUUGCCUCUACUCAGGAGCGCAACGUGUCCAGCAUAGGCGUACGCGUCGAACCUAUCCCAGAUCCAAACGAGUCCGACAAGUCGCUCUCUAAGAGACACAAGUACGUCUUGUUGCGGCAGACAAGCCCGUUCAUGAUGUGGAGGGACCUCUUACGCCGUAUCCCCCAGGAAGAAUGGCAUGACACUGUCAAGAACGCCCUCGCCCUGAUGUCGACGCUCUCUCUUAUGGGCAAGUAUCGGUUUCGAGGAUCUUGGCCCAACGCGAGCAUAUACUGCCAUGGGAUCUACGUUGGCGCCGAGAUGCUCGCCGUGGGCGACACAGUUCGUCUCCUUCCCAACAAGCAAUCUGGCCAGUCUGGCUGUACGGAUGUCAUGAGUGUGAAAUCCAUUCGGCUGAAGUGGACGAACUUGGACAAGGCAUCGGAUAACGACUAUGACGAGGGAAGGCCGUAUAACUCCGAGAUAUGGAUCUAUGGCUCAGCCUACACCAGCGACAGCUCACGGUCUAAUAAGCUUUGGGUGACGGAGCAUAAUGUCGAAGCCCCACGUGUAGCCAACGACUAUGCAGACUGGUACCCACUACACCCAGCCGACAAAGAGCUCGCCAUUCCCUACUCCCGUGUUCUUGGCCGUCUACACGAGCGUGACGCUACGGCAUACUUCCUUAAAUCCGCUCAUGACGACCUCCCAGGACUCGAUGUCGGCCGACAAGCUGUGGUCGAGGCGCGCGCCUUUGCACGAAAGCACGACAACCGUAUCGCUCAGGAAUCCGAUGCGACUUGGUACUGGGGAGACGACCGGGCCGACGCUCUGAAUCUCCACACCAUCAACGGCCUUGAUGUGUCUAGAUACGACCUCGACCGCGAUGUCAAAGAUCUCCGCCGCAAGUACCGCCAGCUAGAUGGUAUUGCCAGUGGAAACGCGAAGCCUACAGGCCAAGACAUUCUCGGCGGCAGGGGAUUGCGUACGUUCAUGGCGCCGGCUUUGCCACUCCGCACGAGCGGCACAAAGGCACCAAGUGAUAGCGGAAGUUCUUCUAUCGCAAGUGCCAGCCAAGCCUCACGAAAGCGUACGCACAUCGUUGACUUGGACGAUGAGGACGAUACCGAAGAGGACGAUCUUGACGAAGAGAUACGAGAGCGCACCAAGGUUGUGCAAGAUGACCGCCAAGGUCCGAUGAAGAAGAAGGCGAAGGUGAUGGUUGUUAUCGACUGA